Molecule: messenger RNA, 404 nt
Organism: Cylicostephanus goldi
Lineage: Eukaryota; Metazoa; Nematoda; Chromadorea; Rhabditida; Strongylidae
Source: the annotation of a GenBank genome assembly
GAGGUCAGAACUGCGCCAGGACCUGCACUGAUCUAUCGUACUAUUGGAGGCAAUCUCGAUAUGUAUUUCUUCCCAGGUCCUACUCCAGAUGAAGUUACGCAACAAUAUCUUGCAUUAGUCGGAAGGCCUUUCCUGCCAGCUUACUGGGGGCUGGGCUUCCAGAUAUCACGUUAUGGCUAUAAGGAUCUGGAUGAGCUGAUAAAUGUAACCGAAAGAAAUGUGGCAGCAGGCAUUCCUCUAGAUACAACAGUGGCAGACAUAGAUUACAUGGACAGGUACAAAGACUUUACUACUGGAGAGGUACGUUUUCCAGUCAGUGUAUCUUUUUCAGAGGUUUUUGAUCGAUUAGACAGAUUUCUACGCUAUUUACAAAAUUCUGUAAUAUUACAAAUAUUUUGCUGAAU